AUGUCUUCCUUUAUCAAGCAGGAGCCGGACGCCUCCUCGCCUUACAUUAAACCGGAUCCCGAAAGCAAAGACACUAUUCUCGCCGAUAUCGACGACGAGGAUCUGUACGAGGAUGAUGGCGAUCUAGAUUUCGCGAGUGCGGGACAGAGUCUAUGGCUUUCUCGAAUACCGCGGUCGCUUUGGGAACACUGGUCCAAGCUGGAUGAUGACGAGGAAAUUCAAAUCGGCACAGUGAGGAUUGAGGGAGAUAUGAAGAAUCCUAAACGGGUCAGUUUGCGCCUCAACGAAACAGAGGAGACUCGCGACAUUCCGAAGGACUACGUCUUGGCGCGGCAGACGGUGAAUGCGGAGAACUUGCUACACAUGACUCAGAACACAUAUCUCUUUACGGAGAAGGACAUUCCUGGCUACGAAAAUCGGAUGAUAACCUUUGGUGAGACGCGGUCUGCUCUAUACGAGUCGAUGAAGCGCGAGGCGAGGAGAAAAGAGAGGAAGAAUAAAUGGGAGCCUUACGUUCGGAAAACAAUUCCAAAGCGGACUGCUCUCGUGGGACAUGUGAAGGAAGAGUUCAACUGCCUCCCCGUUGAGAACGAAGAAUUCAGGAUCCUGUCAGAGAAGAAGGCUCUGGAAGCUCUGAAGCCGAGGCGGGAAGUCAAGUACGUCGACAAGAUGCCAGCCAAGUUGCUCAACCAGAGACACGCUCUGCCUGGAGACCAGGGCGCAUUUGUGCAAGCGACGAAGCCAACGAAACUCAAAGCACAAGAAAACAAGACCACUCGUAUGCCCCAGAACGAGCUGCUGGAUCUUAUUUACCAGUGCUUCCGGGAGUACAGAUACUGGCCUUUUAAGACACUCAAAGCUAGACUUCGGCAACCGGAGGCUUAUCUUAAGCAGACAUUGGAGAUGAUUGCCCACUUGGUGAAAUCCGGCGACUUUGCCAUGACGUGGGAGCUGAAGCCGGAGGCGAGAGAGAGCAAUUACUCGAAUGCUGUGGAUGUCAAGCAAGAAGCCGCUCCUGGUCUCGAUUACAACUUUGACGAGGGCUCAGAGACCGAUGCGAUGGCUUCCGGCAUGGAUAACGAUGACAUGCAGUUUGAAAAUGUGGUUUAG
Aspergillus mulundensis is the source of this 1110-nucleotide messenger RNA. RefSeq names its product transcription factor IIF subunit TFG2. The record is from RefSeq and is a predicted model, not a curated record. Gene Ontology annotation, cellular component: transcription factor TFIIF complex. Bases 1 to 1110 code for a protein of 369 amino acids. The transcript is spliced from 4 exons. Lineage: Eukaryota; Fungi; Ascomycota; Eurotiomycetes; Eurotiales; Aspergillaceae. Gene Ontology annotation, biological process: transcription initiation at RNA polymerase II promoter; transcription by RNA polymerase II.